Molecule: messenger RNA, 1158 nt
Organism: Phymastichus coffea
Lineage: Eukaryota; Metazoa; Arthropoda; Insecta; Hymenoptera; Eulophidae
Product: peptidyl-prolyl cis-trans isomerase G-like
Exons: 6
Coding region: 1-1158 (385 amino acids)
Biological process (GO): protein peptidyl-prolyl isomerization
Molecular function (GO): peptidyl-prolyl cis-trans isomerase activity
Source: RefSeq, a predicted model, not a curated record
AUGGUGAAAGAUGAAAAGAAAAUGGAUAAGCCUGUUAUAUUUGAUCCUCCUAUCAGACCACGCUUUUUACCUGGCGAGGUCGACUCGGUGGUAAAUAGAAUAGAUUUCAAGUGCUACCAAGCGCAUCGUUUGAGUUGCGCCAAUGCUAAGCCAAAAGUGGACAACAAGCCACCGAAAUUCGACACGAGCAUUUACUACGACACCGAGAAUUUGAAGGACGAUGCACGAUUGACGAAGGCUGUUCAUUUGCAAAACUUGCAGCUUGCGAAAGCGCUCAAUAAAGUCUACAGACUAGGGGGAAAGGUUGACUGUUGGAAUUUGCGAGAUAAGAAGUAUCAGAUAGAUCAAACCGAAGAGAUAAAAAUGUGCAAGCGCAUCAUGAAAGACAAUAAAAAGUUAUACCGCACGGUCAAUUGUCUUCUUGUGGGUGAAUAUGCGCCAAAGGUACACGCAAAGGCGUGGCAAGCAUUGAAAGAACAAAUCGAAGAAAAACAAAGAUUUCCAUGGCUGAAAGAGCCCUUCAGAUAUCCAUCGAUCACAAUAAAUGCUGUUCCACCGGAACACAACGAUGGCCCUCAACGAUCGGUGUGUUUCUUCGAUUUGGCAUUGGGUAACCUGCCCUUAGGUAGAGUUGUGUUCGAGCUGUAUAACGAUUACGUUCCGUCGAUCUGCGCCAAUUUCGAGGCUUUCUGCAAAGGAUACGAGAGGAUGUCUUACAAAGGUACUCCAUUCCAUCGCAUAGUAUCCGAUUAUUGGUGUCAGGGCGGAGACGUUACGAAAUUCAACGGUCUCGGUGGUGCUUCUAUCCACGAUGGGGCUCCCAACGAGGACAAUUACACUCUAGAACAUUCGUGCCCCGGGGUGCUGUCGACUUACAACGAUCGACAAGACGGAUUCGACUCGAAAUUCAACUUGACGUUUCAGCCGUUGAAAACGAUGAACGGCCGAAAGGUCGUCUUUGGCAAGGUGGUUAAAGGCAUGGACAACGUAUUGAAAAUUAACGCCUACGGGACGAAGUUUGGAAAGCCACUGCGGCAAAUAACAGUUUGUAACUGCGGCGUCUUGCAGCCGAAAAAGAAAGUGUGGUUACGAUCGAGCGUAGAAUGCGAGCCAACGGGUUCGCUUUCGUCGAGAUCGGAGAACGCUGGAGAUGAAUGA